Closterium sp. Naga37s-1 is the source of this 2568-nucleotide messenger RNA. Lineage: Eukaryota; Viridiplantae; Streptophyta; Zygnematophyceae; Desmidiales; Closteriaceae. The record is from the annotation of a GenBank genome assembly.
AUGAGUCUCACCAGCUUCGAUCUAUCGCGGUACCUCCUCACAACCCUCGUUCUUAUCUCCUUGCUAGCUCCCUCGCACCUACUAGCAGUCUGCAGCACGCGUGACAAUGGCGCAGAGGGCGACUCGCCUGGGACCGCGUCACAACCACUGGCACAGACCCUCCACCCGCACAGCCUCGUACUGCCACGUCGGCGACUUCAAGCAGGCGCUGACGGCCGACGUGGCAAGAUCCAAUUGGAGCGGCCGGUAACAGCGGCGGAGCCGCAACACCAGGCCGUGAUUGACGGCGGCGUUAGACCCGCCGCCGUGACGGCAUCCCAGCCGCGAGCGGCAAUCCUACAGGCCGCCGCUCAAGGCCGUCGGGAAGCAGCGGUCACUGCGGCGGGGAAUGCGGGCAGUAGAGAGAGGACACAGGGUGGAAGCACGCUUAAGGAGGGUAUUCUAGGAAAGUCUCUAGCUCAAGUCGGCCUGAUCGACUAUUUCUCGAAGAGAAUAGGACCCGCGGCUCCAGCAGACCAAUCGAAAUCCAAGCCGCGACUGCCUCUCUGCCCGGAAUUCGCGCCGCCUCUCGCGGGCGCGUCUUCCGCCGUCGUCUCCGCUUGUCAAUGGGGAGACCCUCUCCCACCCUCGUACUCAGCUACGGCCGUUGGACUGGGGCGCUCAGGCUCGGAAUCAGGCUCGGCUAUGCUCGGUGGUCCGAAUAAAGCGGCGCAAUUUAUGGGCGACUGGUUUAGGUGGAAGCAGGAGGGAGGAGAGGCAGCGGAGCGGGAGUGUAUGCGGCAGCGCGCGUGGUUCUACGCGGGAAUCGCGGAGGAAACGUGUGACUUGAGCGCGUUCCGCGCUGCUCAGGCGGCUUCCCCGCGGAUCGCGGCGGAAGGUGCGGCCGCUGCUGACGUGGACGGCAGCGGAGGUGGCAUGCUCAUGCUGCGUGAUGUGUACGUCAACGCGCAGGGCCUGGUGUUCAACAAAAGCCACGUGUUCGUCGUUGAUAGGUGCGGAUCCGGCCAAUGGAAGCAGCAGCAGAAGCAGCAGCAGCAGGUGAAAGUUCCUUCGUACCCACCUGGAACCCGAGUCACUGUGCAUCCUCACCUGAUAAAUCUCCUGCCGUACGAAGCGCACGAAGAGGAGGAGCAGAUAGAAGGGAGUAAAUCCAGCCCAACCGGCGGCAAUCCCGAGGGGCGGGAGUGGGUGGCGCAGGCAAAGCUGCACAACAGCAAGGAGCGGCUGGUAGCGCGGCUGCUGCCCGUGCUCUUCCUCCUCUCCUCCUCCCUCAUGCCCGCCGCCCGCCGCUUCCCUCUGCUGCUCGCCGAUCGCCACGUGUUGUUCCACCUAAGCCUGGGGGUGUUUGGCACCGACCUCUCUUCCUUGGCCGUCUCGCCCGACUCUGCUCUCCUCGGCGACAGUCGCGACCACCUGUUCUUCGCCAAGCAACUCUACGUGCCCAUCCACGUCAGCAGUCUCUGCGGCCUCUCUGCCGCCGGCCCCCCGUCCCGCCCUGACGCGCUCUGGCUCGCGCUGCGGGCCAACCACCUGCUGCCACGUGGCGGCCUGCCCAUUCUCAACCCCGACUGGACCCCCAACCCGCCCGCCCCUUACAGUCACAACGUGGUCCUAGGAGGGCGGUCCGUGCCUAGGGACUGGGUGGUAGUGGUCUCGUUAGUAUGGAGCUCGCACGUUAUGAGAGAAGGGGGAGGGUUGGGAGGAGGGGUGGGGGGAGGGCUGGGGAGCAACGGAGAGGGAGUAGAGGGAGGAGCAGAGGGAGCAGCGGGAGCAGGAGCGGAGGGAGGACAGGGAGUCGGAAAAGGGAGCAAGGGAGCGGAAGGAGCAGCAGCAGCAACAGCAGAGGGCAUGCAGUCAAUAAUCAAGUUCCUGCAGCACAUCUUUUCUGAAUCCCGCGUGGUCCUGUACGAUGAGCACGUUCCCCUCACAGAGGCCCGCGCGCUCUUCUCUCGCGCGCUGCUGCUUGUGGGCCCCACCUCGCCUGCGCUCUCGAAUCUUAUCUUCCUGCCGUUCAAUGCGACUGUGAUUGAGAUUCUCCCUUACUCCGCCCCACAGACCACCACAGCCACUUAUCCUUUCCUCCCCACUGCCAACAUCUCCUCUUCCCCUUCCGCCUCCUCCUCCUCAUCCUCCUCCUCAUCAGCAUCCGUGCCGUUCGGGAUCCAAGCGUCGGUCGUCAGCCAACAGGACUCUGCCACGUGGCACUACCGCCUCGCGGAGCGGGCGGGGGUGCGGCACUUUUUGUCUGCUUGCGACCCGGGGCGGAUCAAGCGCGAGCUCGGGGAGCAGUGCCACGUCAGCGAGGUGUACAGCAUCGUCAUGACAGCUGUCAAAGGGGGCGUGGCGUACGCAGAAGCGGGCGAAAUAGCGAAGCAGGGGGGGAGUGAUGCGGAGAAAAGGUGGAGGGUGAGGGAGGAGUUGAAGUAUGAAUGGGUGGUGCCGAGGGAAUGUUGCCCUGCUGUUGCUGCUGGGGCGUUUGGGUCACUCUGGCCCGCUUGCGAGACGACGGCCUACGCAUCGCUUUCCUGGGAGACUCACUCUCCAAAGAGGCGCACACCUCUUUCCUAA